AUGAUGGAUCCCUGUUCAGUUGGAGUCCAGCUUCGUACCACAAAUGAGUGCCAUAAAACAUACCAUACUCGUCAUACAGGUUUCAAGACUUUGCAAGAAUUGUCAUCAAAUGAUAUGCUUUUACUUCAACUUAGAACUGGAAUGACACUUUCUGGGAAUAACACAAUCUGCUUCCAUCAUGCAAAAAUUUACAUUGACAGAUUUGAAGAUUUGCAGAAGUCGUGUUGUGACCCAUUUAACACACACAAAAUACUAGUCAAAAAAAAUUUGCAUGGAAUUGAUUUAGAUGAUGCCACUUUCCUGAGUGCAAAAUUUGGAAGGCAGCUUGUACCUGGGUGGAAGCUUUGUCCAAAAUGUACACAGGUAAUCAAUGGAAGUGUGGAUAUUGAUUCUGAAGACCAUCAGAGAAGAAAACCUGAUUCAGAUGGAAGAACUGCUAAAGCUUUAAGGUCAUUACAGUUUAUAAACUCAGGAAAGCAAACUGAAUUUGCUCCAGAAACUGGUAAAAGAGAAAAAAGAAGGCUUACAAAAAAUGCAUCAGCUGGUUCAGACAGACAAGUGAUACCAGCAAAGAGUAAGGUCUAUGAUAGUCAGGGUCUCCUGAUUUUCAGUGGGAUGGAUCUCUGUGACUGCCUUGAUGAAGCCUGCUUAGGAUGUUUCUAUGCUUGUCCUGCUUGUGUUUCUACCAAAUGUGGAGCUGAAUGCCAUUGUGACCACAAGUAG
Molecule: messenger RNA, 723 nt
Organism: Choloepus didactylus (southern two-toed sloth)
Lineage: Eukaryota; Metazoa; Chordata; Mammalia; Pilosa; Megalonychidae
Product: ARL14 effector protein-like
Exons: 1
Coding region: 1-723 (240 amino acids)
Cellular component (GO): intracellular membrane-bounded organelle
Source: RefSeq, a predicted model, not a curated record